Molecule: messenger RNA, 1740 nt
Organism: Schizophyllum commune H4-8
Lineage: Eukaryota; Fungi; Basidiomycota; Agaricomycetes; Agaricales; Schizophyllaceae
Exons: 2
Coding region: 151-1644 (497 amino acids)
Source: RefSeq, a predicted model, not a curated record
GCACCGUCAUCUGAGAGUCUCACCGAGCGACGAACACGAGGCUGGGGCAGGAUCAUGUCCUGUACGGAUGCUCAUCAAUCGGAGCGCGAAGGUGCGCCUGCGUGCUCCUGCCCCGAACCCUCAGGCCUGACCCGGGGACGUCUCGCUUGCAUGUCCUCAGCUGAGGAAGAACAGCCUGCCGAGACAUACACUUCCACGCUGGACGCAUCCAUAGCCGCCAUCGAUGCCCAAAUAGCAGUCCACCGUGCCCACAUCGCAUCCCUCGAGCGCGAUCGCGCGCAGUUGGUCGAAGUCAAGCGUCGCGAGCAACUCAUAGAAGCCGAGCACUGCAUGCAAGCGCUACAAGCCCCCAUCCUCCGCCUCCCCAGAGAACUCCUCGAGCUCAUCACCCACGCCGCUCUCCCGCCCCAAUGGUCGACCGCCGUCAGCGGCACCAUCUGCUUCCCUCUCCUUCAGUCCUGUCGCCGCAUCCGCGUCGUCGCGCUCACCAUGCCCGAGCUCUGGUGCACAAUCGUCCUGCCGCCUAAUCAAUCUCUAAUCGCAGACAAGUUCUACGACGUGGCGCAGCGAUACCUGGUCCGUGCCCAGCCCCUGCCCAUCCAUCUCGUCGACCCAACCAAGCAAUACCGCCGCCAGGACGCGCGCCUCGAUCGGUGGAUGGUCGAGCACAUGGCCCGUUUCCGCACAGCUACGUGGUGUAUGCAUCUCGCCAAUCUUGCGCCCACCAAGGUGGCCGCGCCGUCCUUGGAAUCCGCGAUGUUCCUCGCUACGUAUCGCAAAGGCGCGGCGGACACGACGCCCUCCGGUCUUCUGACAAUCGUCGACGCGCCGAUGUUGCGGACAGUCACCAUCGGCGUGUUCCUGCCUCUCGCGGCCCUCGAGCUUCCCUGGGCGCAGUUGACGGAGCUCAACGUGCGCAUCUUCAGGUUUCGGCCCGAGAAUCUGCACGUCUUCCAGUCCUGCGUUGCCCUGUCGACACUCAAUGUCUCCGUCGAGUACGAAUUCGCACUGCCCGAAUGUCCUCCUAUUGCACUGAACAGCCUGCGUACCCUCAAGGUGGGGGAUUACGCGACGUUGCUGGCUCCCCGCAUUGUUACUCCCGUUUUGACCGACCUAUCCAUCUACAUAAGCACCCAACAACACUGGGACCCCGUCCUUGAUUGGACGCCUCGAAUGAUUCCUAUAUCAACCUGGCUAAAGAACUCAACACCGCCCUCUUCUCUGCACGCUCUAACCGUCACGGGACUGUGGCGCGACAGCCACUUGGAUGAUCUGAAAGACGUCUUCCUUCUCCUCCCUACGAUCGAUCACCUUUCUCUGAGCUGUCGUGAGUCGGACGCUGCGGAGGACCACGAUCUGCUCAAGGCGAUCAUCCUGUUAGACGAUACCGCCAUCCUCCCGAACCUGGAGCACCUGUCUCUUCAGAUUGAGCACGGCGCUUUCGAAACCAUGCUCGACUUUGGGACCGCGUUGAAGAAGUUCGCUCUCUGUCGAUGGGCGAAUGGCGGCGAACGGCCAACGGGUCGAUUGACGUUUCGCUCGCUAGCCUGCGAGAAGCGCGAGUGCAGGUGUUACGUGGAGACGGAGUGGUUAGAAACGCUGAAGGCUGAGGGAAUCCUCGUAUAUAGACCGACGUGCACUUGAUCCUUAAUUUACUGUUGUUAAUGUGGUCACUUUGUAUGUGCCACAAUUGAUCGAGGUUGUGGGAAAUUGACUUAGCCACAAAAAACACACGCUGGC